UAAAGCAUAUGUCCAAUCCAGAUGUGAAGAUAUGUGUCCAGAUAAUGGGGUUCCUCUAUACUCUUGUGUUCAAUGGGAAUGAAGAGACUCAGGAUUGCAUCUGUGACAGGAUUGCUAAUAAUGCCAACUUCUUCUUGUCAAUCUACAAACUGAUUUCAGUGAUACUCCAAUACAGCCAUAUACCAAAAGAUUUCUUGUCGAGAGAGCCAGAGAAGCAUUCUGGUAAGAAUCGUAUUAAUGAUGAUGACACUAGGCAACAGACUCCUGGUGGUGACAUUGUUGUAUCAAUAGAAGAGGAUACUGAUUUUUCUCCUAAUGUACCACCAAUUACAAAUACUACAUCUUUUAUCACCACCUAUCCCCAACCAGCUGAUGAAUUGGACGUGUGGUUGCAUCAAGUUGGUGUUUGCUUGGACCUCAUCUCUUCUCUCUGUGAUGGACAGAACAGAAAACUUCAAGCAAUCAUGAAGGAGCAAGACAGCUCAUUCAAUAUUAAUGUCAUUAGCGGCACAGCUGCACUCCUGGAGACACUAGCUGAAAUAAAACAAGAAAAUGAAACUGAAUCAGCUAUGAUUACUGAAACAAUGACUAAAGCCAUACAAUGCCUCAUCGAGAUGUGUGCUGGUAAUUAUUCGAAUCAAAGUGCAGCAUUAGAUGGUCAAGUGUUGGACUCCAUUAAUUUGAUAAUUAACAAUUCCUGUCCCACUGAAAAUGUAAAUACCGUAUAGCGGAAAAUUUUCAUGGCCCAAAAUUUUCGCAGAUCCAUCCAAAAAUCAAUUUUGUGGCUUUAUUUUGUGUGGUUUUCUACAUUUCGGCCAUCUUAAAUUGUAUAGAAUCAAUUUUCAUGGAUUUUAUUUUUGUGGGUUUUGAAAAAAAUGUGAAAUCCACAAAAAAUUUUCGCUAUACGGUACUGAAAUACCAAUUGUAAGAAU
Messenger RNA from Amphimedon queenslandica, 932 nucleotides. RefSeq lists its product as uncharacterized. The coding region runs from base 9 to 728 and encodes 239 amino acids. The transcript is spliced from 8 exons. Lineage: Eukaryota; Metazoa; Porifera; Demospongiae; Haplosclerida; Niphatidae. The record is from RefSeq and is a predicted model, not a curated record.